This is a messenger RNA of Aspergillus pseudotamarii, 1791 nucleotides long. RefSeq names its product putative protein kinase. The record is from RefSeq and is a predicted model, not a curated record. The transcript is spliced from 5 exons. NCBI's taxonomy places the organism in Eukaryota, Fungi, Ascomycota, Eurotiomycetes, Eurotiales, Aspergillaceae. Gene Ontology annotation, biological process: protein phosphorylation. Bases 92 to 1330 code for a protein of 412 amino acids. Gene Ontology annotation, molecular function: ATP binding; protein kinase activity.
ACCCGCGACAAGCUCUCCUUUCCCAUAUCUCACAACCUGAUUCAACCUGCCUUGGCUACUUUUGUGCUGUGGGAGGCUGGGUUGGAUUUAAAUGGCGUCUAUGUUGAGGGCUUUAACAAACAACGUCCGGCGAGCGCGACCAUGUCCUAGAGAAUUCUCUAGCCUGACGCAUAUCCUCCCUACGGGGACCCCGAUCGAGGAAGAAACCCUACCACAUUACGCACCAGCGCAUUAUUACCCAGUAAAAAUUGGCGAUGUAUACCACACCAGAUAUAAAAUCGCGGGAAAGCUUGGGUACGGGGCAUACUCAACGAGCUGGCUAUGCCGGGAUCUUCAAGUCAAUAACUACACGGUAUUGAAGGUAUCCACACAUUUACCAGAUCAUCCUAGUGCGACAGAUCGCGAAUUGAGGGUCUAUGAACACCUGGUAAAAGUUGAUUCUUCGCAUGCGGGACAGUCAUUGAUCCGCGAGCUCUAUGAUUCAUUUGAACUCCAGGGCCCUGGCGGCACACAUCAGUGCCUUGUGUUGCAGCCAAUGCAUAUGACUCUUCUCGAGAUGAUGCGAAUGAAUCCCAGGCCAUUUAAUCUACCUCUGCUCAGAAUGACUGUCAGGCGACUUCUAUUGGCGCUUGAUUUCUUGCACGCUGAGGCCGAGGUUAUCCAUACUGAUCUUAAGACCGACAACCUGAUGCUCAGCCUGGAGAGUAGCUCUUUGCUGGCAGAUUUUACAACCAUGGAAUCCAAAAUCCCAAGCCCCCGGAAGUUGAUUGACCAGUCACUUAUUAUCUAUAGCAGUCGAAAGUUUCGCAGGCUAAUUGGAGGCGAGAGCUACGGUCUCCCAGUCCUGUGCGACCUUGGUGAGGCAAGGAUUGGCAAAAUGCAGGAGUCAGGGCCUUUCGUCCAGCCACAUAUAUACAGAGCGCCAGAGGUUAUUUUUGAGAUGCCUUGGGGAAGCGCUAUCGAUAUCUGGAACCUUGCAGGCCUUAUUUGGGACCUGUUCGAAGGGCAGCAUCUGUUUGGAGGUAUAUUCGAUUCUAGAGGCGGCCAUGAUCCGUUUAAGCAUCUGGCCCUCAUGGUAGCCUUGAUUGGACCACCGCCGACCGAAUUCGUGCGGCGUAGUGAGACGACAGAGCAGUGCUUUGACUCGAGCGGUGGCUGGAUUGCUCACCAUGAAGCGCCUAUACCCACUCUUUCUCUCGACACCCUGGAGAAGCGUCUCAGUGGUGAGGAGAAAGAGUUAUUUUUGGCAUUCAUUACAUCAAUGUUGAGAUGGAUGCCAGAGGAACGCAAGACAGCCAAACAGCUGCUUGAACAUCCGUUCUUGCUUUAGCCAGCAGCUAUUCUUUUAUAACUACUCAUAAAUCUGUUAUAAUCAAGGUUUAUCCGCCGCUUGCCCCGUGCAGAGUGUCAAAUACUAUCGACAUGAUAUUUUCCUAUUUCCCAGCGCAAGGUAGGAUAUCCAAACACGGUCACAUCGAUCAAGAAUACUACAGUUACAGCCUACUUAUAUAAUUUCGAAAGUUAACAGCUUUAUCUAAAGUUAGGGUACCAUAAAUAUCCAGACUUUGCAUAAACAAAUAUUCCUGAUAUCACCAUCAUUAUUCUCACUCUUAUUAAACCACGCUACGUCCAUUCCUGUCGGUUCGCUAAACGUCUCUUCCCCCUAAAAUCAGAAUCAUAGAAUACAGUAUGCGAACUCAUGUCUUCAUUACUCGUUAAAAAGAAAGAAAGAAAGAAAGAAAAGAAACCGCAAAAGAAACCGCAAACCACCCAUACCAAACACACGCGAAG